AUGAAUAAUCUUCUUCGCACCUUGACAGAGAGCCGGCUGCAGGCCGCGCCAGAUGCCAAUCUCAAGCUUCUGCUCACCACUGUCAAGGAAGGCCGACGGCAGAGCCACGACGCGAAGCUAGCGGACCCCUUCUACGAGUCUCUAGAAGGCCUAUUGCAUGACCUACGAACAAUCACUAUUGACAAUCGCGACGCGGAGGCAUUCCUGCGCCCGGUGAACAGGUCGGAGGUACCAGACUACUAUGACGUCAUAUCGACACCUAUGGACCUGCAGACGAUGCUCAGGAAGGUAAAGCAAAAGACAUACAAGUCGAAACGCGAGUUUAAAGACGACCUGGAUCUGAUAUGGUCGAACUGCCGCACGUACAACGCAGCAGAGAACCACCCUCUCCAGCUAUGUGCGAGGCGCCUGCAGGCAAAGGCGGAACGUCUGCUGAAGAAUAUAACCGACCGGAAAGAGCGCACCGACCCCACGAUACCGUCUGAACUGCCGACGCGAUCGAAGCUUAAUGGCGUGAACGGAUAUUCCAAGUACCGAUCACCAUCGUACCGUGCCGAGACUCCCCGCUCAACGCCUUCAGUACUCAAGAGACACUCUCUGAAAGGCGUUCCUUUUGCCGAGUCCCCCGCUAUCGUCCGCACGCCGGAGAGCAUGGCUGCGUUCGCGCGGCUGGACAGAGACCUUGACUCGCAGGACCCAACUAAGCAAUCUGCCGCCGCUGAACAAAUACGUGAAUACGCAUCAUGUUCUCGACUUGGUGGCGACUCCCGCGAAGAUGACUUUCAUCCUAUGGACAUUGACGAAAUCGGCGAUAAACGCAAACUAAACGGCGUUGACCAUCGGCCACGGAAACGCACACGAUUUACUUCCCCUCCGUUAGAUACUGAUGAUAUUACUCAUUUAUGGUGGAAGGCUGCGCAUUCGGACGAAUUACUCGGCAGCGGCCUCCCGUCCAUCCCAUUCCCCUCAUCCUACUCUCUGCGCAAGGGCAAGCCUUCCAUCAUAUCUAGAGAACCGCCCUCGUCGCCUACAGCCAAGCGCAGAGGACGCAGGAAAGUCGAGGCGGACCCGCCUCCGCCGCCCAAAGCGCUGCUGACACUGAUGAACAACAACAUACGUACAAUGCGGCGUGUGCGCCAGAUCCACAGCAAAUUUGCUGCGCUGAACAUCAAUACUUCGAAUAACGAAGACGGAGACGGCGUAGUUGGUGAUGGGCCUGCGUUUACCAUCGGUUCCGGAUCGGGGAGCGGCGGUGGGGUUAUAGAAGAGGAUAUGAGCGCCGUAGGGGUCGUCGAUGUCGAUCAGAUUGACGAACAGCCAUGGUUGGCUCGCAUGCGGGGACGGCGGAAGGUGAAAGGGGGCAUCGAGAUGGGCGAGCGCAACGCUACCGACUGUUUGAAAUGGACAUGCAGUAAGGUCUUAGAACAUUCUGGGUUUCAAGGUACUUCGCGGGAGGCACUGGAUGUUUUGGUUGGCGUUACAGCGGAGUACCUCUCGAACGUCGGUCGCACGAUGCGCUUUCUUACUGAUAAGCACGCCCACACUAUGCUACCAGAGGAAAUUAUCCUCCAUACUUUAUUCGAGAGUGGUACCUCUCAGGUGCAAGACCUCGAACGGUAUAUUUCUGAUGACAUAGAGCGUUAUGGCGCCCGGAUCACAGAUUUAGAGAAGAAGCUUGAUGGGGCGUAUCGCGAAGUCACUGCUGCUGAUCAGCAGGAAGAUGAGGGGCUUUUCGAAGAGGACGAAGAAGACGGCGGUGCUCUUGUGCUCGGCAACUUUGCCGAUGCCUUUGGAGAAGAUUUUCUGGGCCUUCGAGAGCUCGGUAUUGCUGCAGAGCACGGUCUUUCAAGCCUUACCAUCCCGAAGCGACUCCUCAAAGGGAAGAAAGGGGAUGGCAAGUCCAACGCAUCUUCCGCGAAACCCACCGAACCACCCCCACCGUUCCCACCCCCACCCCCGUUCAUCCCCCUCGAUUCCACCAAAGUCGAGAAUCAGAUCGGUCUACUCAAACCAUACUACCAAUCUCGCAUUUCGUCGCUCUCUACAACUACCUUUAUACCCCCUCUCCCCGGACCUGUACCCUACCCCGCAUCCGCUACACCUUACGGGCUCCCGCCGCACGGCGCCCCUCCCGAACCCCAGCCACUGGCUGUCAUCACGCUCCCCGACGACCUCCCUGCUCUCGCGCAGACCAAGAUGGGCCCGCUCGGACAGAUACUCAAAGCCGGCCCCGCGGCUGGAUCAUCCAAGAAAAAGGGCAAAUCUGCGAAUGCUAAUGCUAACAACACUGCUAAUGCCAUCAGUGUGAUGAAGACGGAAGGCGAGGAUGCCAUUAUCAAUGGUACUCCGCCGAGUGAGCCCGCGACUGCGGCUGCGCCCAAGAAGAAGAAGGGCGUACUGGGCGUAGGCUCGGGCAAUGGGAGGAAGAAGAAGUUCGGGCCCGAUGGUCAGCCUCUAGCGGGGGAUGGCGCGGGCGGACAAGGGGGUACGCCCAUGCCGCUGCCAGCUGUUACGGCCAGCGCGUGA
Pleurotus ostreatus (oyster mushroom) is the source of this 2526-nucleotide messenger RNA. It is a transcript of the gene SPT7, whose product is annotated as Transcriptional activator spt7. Gene Ontology annotation, biological process: regulation of transcription by RNA polymerase II. Gene Ontology annotation, cellular component: SLIK (SAGA-like) complex; SAGA complex. Gene Ontology annotation, molecular function: structural molecule activity; protein heterodimerization activity. Bases 1 to 2526 code for a protein of 841 amino acids. The transcript has 11 exons. The record is from RefSeq and is a predicted model, not a curated record. Lineage: Eukaryota; Fungi; Basidiomycota; Agaricomycetes; Agaricales; Pleurotaceae.